Molecule: messenger RNA, 411 nt
Organism: Aspergillus fijiensis CBS 313.89
Lineage: Eukaryota; Fungi; Ascomycota; Eurotiomycetes; Eurotiales; Aspergillaceae
Product: NAD(P)-binding protein
Exons: 1
Coding region: 1-411 (136 amino acids)
Source: RefSeq, a predicted model, not a curated record
AUGGCUGCAAUGAAGGGUUACAGGGUUGAUGCGGUUGUUCAUUUUGCUGCUCGAUCUCAUGUCGACCAGUCAUUCUCCAAUCCGCUAGCCUUUACAACCACCAACGUCGUCGGGACGCAGGUCUUACUCAAGGCCGCAAAGUCGAUAGGCUCCAUCCACAGAUUCGUCUAUGUCUCGACUGAUGAGGUCUAUGGUGAGAAUGACCCUGAAAGGUGUUUCGCCUUUAGCGGAAAUCAGCCCCGGAAUCCAACCAAUCCAUACGCAGCGAGUAAGGCAGCCGCAGAGAUGAUUGUCCGCGCCUAUGAAAAGUCCCAUACCACAAAUUUCCGUGGUACAAAGGGCCUUAGACAACCUCACCUCGGUCACUCCAAAGAGUCCGUAAUAGCGGUUUACUCCGAGCAAAACUGCUGA